Molecule: messenger RNA, 3203 nt
Organism: Tarenaya hassleriana
Lineage: Eukaryota; Viridiplantae; Streptophyta; Magnoliopsida; Brassicales; Cleomaceae
Product: AP-1 complex subunit gamma-2
Exons: 20
Coding region: 379-3003 (874 amino acids)
Biological process (GO): Golgi to vacuole transport; receptor-mediated endocytosis; intracellular protein transport
Cellular component (GO): Golgi apparatus; membrane coat; AP-1 adaptor complex
Molecular function (GO): clathrin-cargo adaptor activity
Source: RefSeq, a predicted model, not a curated record
UUUAAUUCUCCAUUUCCUUCCUUGGAAAAGAAAAGGAGAAACACAGCUUUUGUUUUUCAUCAUCGCCAGUGAAGGAAGAGAAAUCAAGUGCAAACUCUCAGAUCCAAAAUCUCUAUCUCCGUUUCUUUGGUUGGAGAAUUUCAGCUGCUCGGAUCUUUGGCUUUCCGUACGGAUCGUGGAGGAAUCUUUUUUGAUCCAUUUCUCUGGGUAAUCUUCGAUAUUGUUUGCUCUUCGGAUCCGAUUGAAACCCUGGAUUCAGUCAUGAAUCCCUUCUCUUCCGGUACCCGUCUCAGAGAGAAUUAGAAGUGAUUGAGCUUCCGAGACAGCUGAAAUUGACGUAUUCUUUGGAUGCCUUAGAAUUUAUCAGCCGAUUUGUUCAUGGACAUGAUUCGAGCUAUACGUGCAUGUAAAACUGCGGCUGAGGAGCGUGCUGUCGUAAGGAAAGAAUGUGCUGAUAUUCGUGCUUCAAUUAAUGAAAAUGACCAAGAUUACAGCCACCGUAAUCUGGCAAAGCUUAUGUUCAUUCACAUGCUUGGUUACCCCACACAUUUUGGGCAGAUGGAAUGCCUAAAGUUGAUUGCUUCUCCUGGAUUUCCAGAGAAGAGGAUUGGUUAUCUAGGUUUGAUGUUGCUUCUUGAUGAAAGACAAGAAGUACUAAUGCUGGUCACCAACUCAUUGAAACAAGAUCUGAAUCACACAAACCAAUAUAUUGUGGGACUCGCUCUCUGUGCUUUAGGAAAUAUUUGUUCAGCAGAGAUGGCUCGUGAUCUUGCACCUGAAGUUGAAAGAUUACUUCAAUUUCGUGAUCCAAAUAUACGGAAGAAAGCAGCUCUGUGCUCUGUACGGAUAAUCAGGAAGGUUCCAGAUCUUGCUGAGAAUUUUGUUAAUCCUGCUGCUGCUUUACUCAAAGAAAAGCAUCAUGGUGUUCUCAUGACAGGAGUUCAGCUUUGCACAGAGCUCUGUAAAGUCAGCAUAGAAGCCCUUGAAUUUUUCCGAAAGAGGUGCACAGAAGCACUAGUUAGAACCCUGAGGGAUGUUGCAAAUAGUCCAUAUUCACCCGAGUAUGAUGUUGCUGGAAUUACUGAUCCGUUUCUCCACAUCAGAUUGCUAAAACUAUUGCGAACUUUGGGCCACGGGGAUGCGGAGGCCAGUGAUAAUAUGAAUGAUAUACUUGCUCAGGUGGCAUCAAAAACCGAGUCAAACAAAAAUGCUGGCAAUGCUAUCCUAUACGAAUGUGUUCAAACGAUAAUGAGCAUCGAAGACAAUGGUGGUUUACGUGUCCUUGCGAUCAAUAUCUUGGGAAGAUUCUUAUCCAAUCGGGACAAUAAUAUCAGAUAUGUAGCUCUAAACAUGCUGAUGAGGGCUAUGACUGUUGAUACACAAGCAGUUCAGAGACACAGAGCUACGAUCUUGGAGUGUGUUAAGGAUUCAGAUGCUUCAAUUCGGAAAAGGGCCCUCGAACUAAUUUACCUUCUGGUAAAUGAGAGUAAUGUCAAGUCGCUGACAAAGGAGCUUAUUGAGUAUUUGGAAGUAAGUGAAGAAGAAUUUAAGGGAGAUCUUUCUGCGAAGAUAUGUUCCAUAGUUGAAAAGUUUUAUCCUGAGAAAAACUGGUACAUCGAUCAAAUGCUAAAGGUUCUAUCUGAGGCUGGAAAUUAUGUGAAAAAUGACGUAUGGUAUGCCCUGAUUGUUGUAAUAACAAAUGCUCCCGCUCUUCAUGGAUAUAGUGUCAGGGCUUUAUACAAAGCAUUCCAGACAUCUUCUGAACAGGAAAAUCUUGUUCGAGUUGCAGUCUGGUGUAUCGGAGAAUAUGGUGAUCUUCUGGUUACCAAUACUGGAAUGCUUGAUUUAGAAGAUACGAUCACUGUAACAGAAUCUGAUGCAGUGGAUGUUAUAGAGAUUGCAAUUAAGCAUCACUUGUCGGAUGUCACGACUAAAACAAUGGCUCUGAUUGCUCUGUUAAAGCUCUCAUCUCGUUUUCCUUCUUGUUCGGAGAGGAUUCAAGCUAUGAUGGUUCAGCACAAAGGCAGCCUUUUCUUAGAACUACAACAACGAUCUUUGGAGUUCGGUUCGAUUAUUCAGAAGCAUCAGAAUAUCAGACCUUCAUUGGUCGAAAGAAUGCCUGUCCUGGACGAGGCAACAUUCAGUGGAAGGAGAGGCGGUUCUUUACCGACGUCUGUAUCGACCUCAGGAAAAGCAUCGCUCAAUAUUCCAAAUGGGAUUGCUAAAACAGUUGCAGCUCCUCUCGUCGAUUUACUCGACCUGAGUUCCGAUGAUACUCCUGCCCCUACUUCCUCUUCCACUGCCAACCUCCUUCAAGAUCUUCUCGGUGUCGAUUCAACACUUUCUUCAGCAGAGCCUGUUUCAGGUAAUACAAUGCAGCCAUCGAAAGCUGGUGCAGAUAUUCUUUUGGAUUUGUUGUCGAUUGGAACUCCUGCCCCUUUGCAAAAUGGCUCAAACUCGAUGAACGGAGACUUACUAUCCACUCAAGUUAACAAAUCGCCGGUUUCUUCAUUAGAUACAAUUUCAUUACCUUCUUCAGUGUCUGUUCAACCUUCUCUGGGUCCACCUUCUUCAAUGAUGGAUUUAUUGGAUGGAUUUGGCCUCACCCCACCAGAGAGCGUGACAGAGGAAAAAGGCUCGGAAUAUCCACCUGUUGUUGCAUUUGAGAGCGGUUCCUUGAAGAUUGUGUUUGACUUCUCGAAGAAACCCGAGAGCCCGCAGAUGACGAAUAUCGUUGCGACUUUCACAAACUUGACUCCCAACACGUUCACGGAUUUCCUCUUCCAGGCUGCUGUUCCAAAGUUUCUACAACUUCAUUUGGAUCCGGCAAGCAGCAAUACUCUUCCAGCUAGCGGUAACGGAACCAUCACGCAGACUCUGAGAGUUACAAACAGCCAACACGGCAAGAAAGCCCUCGUGAUGCGAGUAAGGAUAGGUUACAAGGUUGACGGCAAAGAUGCGUCGGAGGAAGGGCAUGUCAACAAUUUCCCACGCUCCUUGUGAGUUUCAAUCUGCUCUAUCAAAACAUCCGAUUAUUCAUAUAAUUUUUCUUUAUAUAUAUAAUGUGCGUUGAGUUUUCAUUCUUCUUCUUCACCCCGUGGUUUGGUCGUGGCUUCAUGUAAACUCGGCAUUGAGGGAUGUCUUUCAUGGUUUCCUCUCUCUCUGUUUUCGUUUAUAUAUUAUGUUUUUGCCGUGCACAUUUA